AUGUAUCUUAAUCUGUUUAGAAGCUUAUAUUUCGUGAGCAUAAUGACUAUCGUAGCUAUAUAUGUUCCACCUCAACCUAAGACUAACAUUUGGGUUACUCUAGCUAAUCUUACAAAUCAGGAAUCCAUUUGCCUUGCUCUUUCGUCACCUGGUAACCCCUUCUCCACAUGCCUUGUAGGUUUGCCGACAGAUGUCUGGCCUUGUCCACUCCUGCCGUACUUUUGUGUUCUUCAUGGCGACAAACCGUAUUGUUCAAACAGCACUCCCGCAUGCAAUGCUAAUAAGCCAAAUAGAGUAGUUGAGCUAUGGGAUUUUUGGGUGCCAUAUCUCCCCGUUGCUCCUGCCGAGCCUCAAGAAUUAGAACUGUUAGGAUCUGUAAAAAUGGACAGUUGUUUAUACUUUAAGUGGACCAAUGAAAAGGUAAAGAACAUUAGUGCAACAGUUGUGAAUUCAAGCCUUCCAGUUUAUAGGAAUGCAUCUGAGUGGUGCCAAUAUACUGCCAAGCAACACUCACGAUCCUCUGAUCAUCCUUUCUCUUUGCCUAGCGGCCUAUUUUUGAUUUGUGGUGAUCGAGCUUGGCCAGGUAUUCCCUCAAAACUUAGAGGAGGUCCUUGCUCGAUAGGUAGAUUGUCCUUAUUGACACCCAACACAUCCAUGAUUCUAAACAUGUCCAGGUAUUACUCCAGUAGGCGAAUGCGACGCAGUGUACACAGUUUUAAUAGCAAAUGCCAGGAUAAUGUAAAGUUUUGGUCACCAGGAGAAAUUAUUGCAGCCUCCUUUUUAGCUCCAGGCGUUGCAUCAGCCGGAGCACUGGCACAGCUUAACAAGCUAGGUUGUUGGUUAGCUAAACAAACUAAUGCCACGUCGCGAGCUAUAAGUGAUUUGUUAAUUGAUGUAGAUUCUGUAAGACAUGCCACUCUUCAAAAUAGAGCUGCCAUUGAUUUUCUCUUAUUAGCCCAAGGCCAUGGUUGUGAAGAAUUUGAAGCGAUUACAGUCUGCCUUAAGUGUCCGCGUCUCAGCUGCCUCAUCCGGCGUCCAACAACAGCGUGAAACACUUCAACAACAACUGCAUCAAACUGAGCACCGCUUCCUGCCUAUCACGACAUCUUAAGUCAUGGGGAGGGGGAGAUGUAGGGAUCGGCGCUCGGAAGAUCUCGCGUUGUUACGGAAAGCUCGCGAUAGGGAAAAAGUGCAAACAUAAGCACUAAAAAGUGCAAGGCAAGGCAGCGGUCAGCGAAACACACGUAACCAAUCAUAGAACAUAUUACCUUAUAUGUACUGUCUAAAAAUAAGCAUAAGCAUCUAUAGUAUAUAAGACUAAUGCACUAAUAAUAAAUUGGCUUUUGUUGCAUCCA
Catharus ustulatus (Swainson's thrush) is the source of this 1355-nucleotide messenger RNA. RefSeq lists its product as uncharacterized. The transcript is spliced from 2 exons. NCBI's taxonomy places the organism in Eukaryota, Metazoa, Chordata, Aves, Passeriformes, Turdidae. The record is from RefSeq and is a predicted model, not a curated record. The coding region runs from base 1 to 1050 and encodes 349 amino acids.